This is a messenger RNA of Arabis nemorensis, 2601 nucleotides long. NCBI's taxonomy places the organism in Eukaryota, Viridiplantae, Streptophyta, Magnoliopsida, Brassicales, Brassicaceae. The record is from the annotation of a GenBank genome assembly.
AUGGUGUCAAGAUCUUGUGCAAAUUUUCUUGACUUAGCAUCUUGGGACCUUUUGGAUUUUCCUCAAGCUCAUAGAUCUCUUCCUCGUGUCAUGACUGUUCCUGGUAUUGUCUCAGAGUUGGAUGGAGGUUACGGUGAUGCCUCCUCCGAUGCUAAUUCCUCCACUGGUUCUCACGACCGGAAGAUUAUAGUGUCUAACAUGCUACCUCUACAAGCUAAGAGAGAUACAGAAACUGGACAGUGGUGUUUUAGCUGGGACGAAGAUUCUCUUCUUGUGCAACUCAGAGAUGGGUUUUCUUCGGAUACGGAGUUCGUUUAUAUUGGAUCGCUUAAUGCUGAUAUUGGUACGAGUGAACAAGAAGCGAUUUCUCAGAAGCUUCUGUUGGAUUUCAAUUGUGUUCCUACGUUUUUACCCAAGGAGAUGCAAAAAAAGUUCUAUCUUGGUUUCUGUAAGCACCACCUGUGGCCGCUCUUCCACUAUAUGCUUCCCAUGUUCCCUGAUCACGGAGAUCGUUUUGACCGGGGUCUCUGGCAAGCCUAUGUUUCUGCAAACAAGAUAUUUUCAGACAGGGUGAUGGAAGUCAUCAACCCUGAGGAAGAUUAUGUUUGGAUUCAUGAUUAUCAUCUGAUGGUUCUUCCCACAUUCUUGAGGAAGCGGUUUAACAGGAUCAAGCUUGGAUUUUUCCUUCACAGUCCCUUCCCCUCGUCAGAAAUCUACCGCACUUUGCCAGUUCGAGAUGACCUUCUGAGAGGAUUGUUGAAUUGUGAUCUCCUUGGGUUCCACACAUUUGAUUAUGCACGCCAUUUUUUGUCAUGCUGCAGCAGAAUGCUUGGCCUUGAUUAUGAAUCUAAGCGCGGUCACAUCGGGCUUGAUUACUUUGGUCGAACGGUGUUUAUUAAGAUUCUUCCUGUUGGCAUCCAUAUGGGUAGGCUGGAAACUGUUUUGAAUCUCCCCUCCACUGCAGAGAAAAUGAAAGAGAUUCAAGAACAGUUCAAGGGGAAAAAGUUGAUUCUCGGUAUCGAUGACAUGGACAUCUUCAAAGGCAUAAGCCUCAAACUUAUAGCCAUGGAACAUCUCUUUGAGACGUAUAGGCAUAUGCGAGGAAAAGUUGUCCUGAUUCAGAUAGUGAACCCAGCACGGGCCGCAGGUAAGGAUGUGGAAGAAGCAAAGAGGGAGACAUAUGAAACUGCAAAAAGGAUUAAUGAGCGGUAUGGUUCCGCUGGAUAUCAGCCGGUGAUCUUGAUUGAUCGUCUUGUUCCCCGUUAUGAGAAGACUGCCUAUUAUGCUAUGGCAGACUGCUGUCUGGUGAAUGCAGUAAGAGACGGCAUGAACUUAGUUCCUUAUAAAUAUAUUAUAUGUAGGCAAGGGACUCCAGGUAUGGAUAAGGCCAUGGGCAUUAGCCAUGAUUCACCACGCACAAGCAUGCUUGUGGUCUCUGAGUUUAUCGGCUGCUCGCCUUCGUUGAGUGGCGCGAUCAGGGUGAACCCAUGGGAUGCAGAUGCUGUGGCUGAAGCGGUGAACUUAGCUCUCAAAAUGGGUGAGACUGAAAAGCAGUUAAGGCAUGAAAAACACUAUCACUAUGUUAGUACUCAUGAUGUGGGUUAUUGGGCAAAGAGCUUUAUGCAGGAUCUCGAGAGGGCAUGCCGGGAUCAUUAUAAUAAACGUUGCUGGGGUAUUGGUUUUGGCUUGAGUUUCAGAGUUUUGUCCCUGUCUCCGAGUUUUAGAAAGCUAUCUAUCGACCACAUUGUCUCGACGUACAGAAAUACUGAGAGAAGGGCAAUAUUUUUGGACUAUGACGGCACACUCAUUCCUGAAAGCUCCAUUAUUAAAACCCCUACUGCCGAAGUCCUCUCUGUUCUGAAAUCUCUGUGUGGAGAUCCUAAAAACACGGUGUUUAUCGUCAGUGGAAGAGGGUGGGAGUCUCUGAGUGACUGGCUAUCUCCAUGUGACAAUCUUGGAAUAGCGGCUGAACACGGGUACUUCAUAAGGUGGAGUAGCAAGAAAGAGUGGGAGACUUGUUACUCGUCAGCUGAUGCUGAGUGGAAGACAAUGGUAGAACCGGUAAUGAGAUCGUACAUGGAGGCAACCGAUGGUUCCACUAUAGAGUUCAAAGAGAGUGCUUUGGUUUGGCAUCAUCAAGACGCAGAUCCAGACUUUGGUUCUUGCCAAGCAAAGGAGCUUCUGGAUCAUCUAGAGAGCGUACUCGCAAACGAGCCUGUUGUCGUCAAGAGAGGCCAACACAUCGUAGAGGUCAAACCACAGGGAGUAAGCAAAGGCCUAGCCGUGGAAAAGGUGAUACACAGAAUGGUAGAGAAUGGAAACCCACCGGACAUGGUGAUAUGCAUAGGAGAUGACAGAUCAGACGAGGACAUGUUUGAGAGCAUAUUGAACACAGUGACAAACCCGGACCUCCCAAUGCCACCAGAGAUAUUUGCUUGCACGGUGGGAAGAAAACCGAGCAAAGCCAAGUACUUCUUAGAUGAUGUCUCUGAUGUAUUGAAGCUCCUAGGUGGAUUGGCUACUGCAUCGAGCAGCUCGAAGCCCCAAUACCAGCAAGAAUCCUCCUCCAAUAAACAAGUGGCGUUUGAGAGCAUAAUCUGA